Molecule: messenger RNA, 1419 nt
Organism: Daktulosphaira vitifoliae (grape phylloxera)
Lineage: Eukaryota; Metazoa; Arthropoda; Insecta; Hemiptera; Phylloxeridae
Product: jerky protein homolog-like
Exons: 2
Coding region: 1-1419 (472 amino acids)
Cellular component (GO): nucleus
Molecular function (GO): DNA binding
Source: RefSeq, a predicted model, not a curated record
AUGUCGUCACAAGCCCAGAAGCGAAAGCACAAAACACUGACAAUUAAAGAAAAAUGUGAUAUUUUAGACCGUUUAAAUCGUAAUGAAUCUUUUAGUAGUUUAGCAAGUGAAUAUGGCGUAGGCCGAUCUACAAUUUAUGAUAUUAAAAAAAAUCAUGAGAAGAUUAAAAACUUCGUAUCAACUACUGACUGUGGGCCAGGCAAGAGACAGACACUCAAGAAAGCUGAACAUCCAGAAGUGGAAGAAGCUUUGUACAUGUGGUUUCUUCAGGAAAGAAAUAGGCAUGCUCCAAUUUCGGGACCCAUGUUGGCCAUGAAAGCUAAGUUUUUUUAUAAGGAAAUUAUAAAAAAAGAUGAUUUUGUGGCUAGCAAGGGAUGGUUAGAACGUUUUAAAAGUCGUCAUGGCAUACGUUUAAUGACUAUAACAGGAGAGAAACUUUCUAAUGAUGCUACCUGCAUAGAGCCAUUUAAAUUAAGAUAUUUGCAAAAGGUGAAAGAUUUAAAUCUUAACCCAUCACAAGUGUACAAUGCAGACGAAUCAGGACUUUUUUGGCGUGUGAUACCAAACAAAACUUUCGUUUCCUUUAACGAAAAAUCCGUACCUGGGCGAAAAGUAAGUAAAGAGCGUGUAACCAUACUACCAUGUGCAAAUGCUGCGGUUAAAAAAUGGUUGAAAAAUCAUAAUUUUCCUCAAAAAGCGUUAUUGCUUAUUGAUAACGCUCCCGGUCAUCCGUCUGAAGAAGAACUGACAACUGAGGAUAAAUGCAUCACUGCGAUGUUUCUUCCACCAAACUGCACUGCACUGAUUCAACCAAUGGAUCAGCAUAUCAUUCAGUUUGUCAAGCAAGAUUAUAAAAAAAAUCUACUUCUGAAAGCUGUAUCAAAAGAUCAGCCAAUAGAAAAAACUUUAAAAGAAUUCAAUAUGAAAGACUUGGUUUUUGCUCUUUGUCAAUCGUGGAAUGCAUUACCUUCGUCAACUAUUACAUCGUCUUGGAAAAAGUUAUGGCCGGAUAUAGUCACCAGCCCUAGCAACGAUCCGCAAAUCAGUGUAACUUCGGAAGUAAUAGAGAAAGUUGCUGCUGAAACACAGAUAAGAUCGCAAGAUUUGGAAAUCUGGUACCAUGGAUUGGAUAAGGAGGAAAAUAUUUUUUAUGAAAUGUCUGACGAUGAGAUUAUAAAAGAGAUAUCUAGUAAUACAACCAUAAAUCAGGAAGAUGACGACGACGUAAUUGCAACUACUCCGCAAGUGAUAGCACAAGAUGCAGCUAACGCCUUUGAACUGGGUUUGCAAUGGGCUGAGGAGAAUGGUGCAUCCUACAACGAACUUUUACUUUUAAGAAGACUGAGGGACAGAGCAUUGGUCUCGCGUUUCAAUAAUGUUAAGCAAAAAAAAAUUGAUAAAUAUUUUCAUGCUUCAUAA